GCUAGUAGUGGGUUUCAGUAGGCCUUUAAAUCAAGCAUUAUAGCAGAAACUCGAUAAAGAUUCGAUGUUGCCUUAUUGACACGAUGCAAAGGUCAAAUGAGUGUAACUUUAUUGUUGGAACUUUGGACCAUCAUUUCCACUGUAGCUGAACUGAAAGGAUAUUUCCUCCCUCACAUUUUGCCAGAGACUAAUAAGAGAAGCACCAUGUUCAGGAUUACUCUUUUGGUCUGCUUGAUAUUUGGCAUUGCAGCUAAACCACAUAAAUCCUGGAAUAAACCUGCUGAUAAAGCCUUCCAGGAGACAGUCAUGUCGGGAAAGAGGCCUUUAAGUGUGGAAGUGGAGCCCCCAGAGGACAUGGAUGAAACCGACAUUGACAUCGAUCCGAGCAUGAAGAUUUGGGAGGACAUAGUCGCCACUGGUAACAUAAAUAAGGUCAUGGUGGCUGAAGAAGACCGGGAUGACGUGCACCAUCCCUCUGACCUGCGGAACCUUCAGCAUGCCCAGGACAAUACCGACAAGGAAGAGCCUGAGCAGGACUCGGAUGUGAUGUACCACAAAGCCGUAGAAGAGCUGCAACGAUACAUGGCCCCGCUCAUAGGGGAAGAUAAAAACAGAGUCCGCUUUCCUCAACCUCUACCAGAGGAGAGCGAGGCGCCUGCACACGUCAGACGUCAGGUAGAACCAGAGCAGUACCGAGACGACAACAGAGCCGCUGUCGUUGAUUGGCCGUCUGAGAACAACAAGUACAACCAACCAGAGGAAGACCUGGAUCAUCUCUACCACCACUAAUCAUUUGGCAUUAUGUAAAUACAUGCCUGUUGAACAUUGAAUAAUAAACUCAUUAUGACA
Messenger RNA from Nerophis ophidion (straightnose pipefish), 849 nucleotides. RefSeq lists its product as uncharacterized. NCBI's taxonomy places the organism in Eukaryota, Metazoa, Chordata, Actinopteri, Syngnathiformes, Syngnathidae. The transcript has 4 exons. The coding region runs from base 97 to 789 and encodes 230 amino acids. The record is from RefSeq and is a predicted model, not a curated record.